Molecule: messenger RNA, 2089 nt
Organism: Spea bombifrons (plains spadefoot toad)
Lineage: Eukaryota; Metazoa; Chordata; Amphibia; Anura; Pelobatidae
Product: cytochrome P450 2J5-like
Exons: 9
Coding region: 346-1908 (520 amino acids)
Biological process (GO): arachidonate metabolic process; xenobiotic metabolic process
Cellular component (GO): intracellular membrane-bounded organelle; cytoplasm
Molecular function (GO): oxidoreductase activity, acting on paired donors, with incorporation or reduction of molecular oxygen, reduced flavin or flavoprotein as one donor, and incorporation of one atom of oxygen; heme binding; iron ion binding
Source: RefSeq, a predicted model, not a curated record
ACUGGGCAAAAGAAUCAACUUCUUAUAUACCCUGUGGGAAGGAGAUUGGAAACCUCUUUUCUUCAUUUAACCCUGCUUUGCUUCAAUAGUGUUGUGGUUACUUACCCAGUGUGGAAGGCUAUACUAUCAGUCAAGAUUACAGAUCUAUGCCCACUGAGAUUACAGAUCAUGUGCCUCUUUCCCACUGCUCCAGGAGGCCUCUUUAAUGUAAUAUAAGAGUAACAUAUAAACAUUUUGAUAUCAAAGUCUGUUUGUCUUCCUAGGUUUUUCAAGGUACAUCAAGUACAAAGUUCAUGGUGUUAAAAUCGCAAUGGUACAUGUGUAUUAUUUUGGUAAUAAUUGACAAUGGAACAGUAUAAAUAUCACACAUCUGAUACGAAUUGUAAUAAAGAUCAAAAUAUAGCUUUGCUUUAUUAUUGUCCUGUCAUCUAUAAGAAGAUGUGGAUCCUCCAGUUCUUGUUGGCUUUUUUGGUUUGUCUUUUUAUCACAAAAUAUCUAAAAAUGAAAUGGGCAGCAAGAAGCCUACCACCUGGACCUUCUCCACUCCCUCUUAUUGGAAAUCUGUGGACACUUAGUUUCCACCUCCAUCCACUCACUCUUAGCAAGCUGGCUAACAUAUAUGGGAAUAUCUACACUAUAUGGAUGGGACAGACUCCAGUAGUGGUACUGCAUGGCUAUGAAGCUGUGAGAAAUGCUCUUGUCGCACACUCAGAGGAGUUGUCUGGACGCCCUGUGACCAGCUUUCUAAGUGACAUCACACAGGGAAAAGGUAUUGUCGCAUCCAAUGGACACAACUGGAAACAACAGAGACGCUUUGGAUUGAUGACCUUAAGGAACCUGGGUGUUGGAAAACGAGGCUUAGAGGCUAGGAUACAGGAACAAGCUCAAUGUUUGGUGGAGUUGUUUAGAGAAAAGAAUGGUAAACCAAUGGAUGCCUCAUAUAUGAUUAUACAUGCAGUUGCCAACGUAAUUUCUGCCGUGGUAUUUGGACAUUGUUUCUCUUUUGAUGAUAAGACCUUUCAAAAACUGGUAGCAGUCAACAACCAUUUGAUUGAAAAUAUAGGGUCCAGCUGGGGUAGACUUUAUGAUGCAUUCCCACGGCUUAUGCAAUAUGUCCCAGGCCCCCAUAAGAAAACCUUUGAAAAUCAGAAAUAUAUGGAAAAUUUUGUGAGAAAAGAGAUCAGAUUUCAUCAAGUUAACGGGACCCCAGAGGAACCUGAUGAUUUCAUAGACCACUAUCUCAACCAGAUAGCAAAGACAAAGGAUGAGCCUGACUCUACAUUUGAUGAGGACAACAUGAUCCAAGUAGCUGUAGAUCUGUUUACAGCAGGGACUGAAACUACAGCGACCACCCUCCAAUGGGCACUGUUAUUCAUGUUGGCUCACCCUGAUAUACAAGUCAAUGUAAGGAAAGAACUUGAUACCGUCCUUGAAGGAUCUUCGGUAAUAAACUAUGAGGACAGGAAGCGGCUUCCCUACACAAAUGCCGUGGUUCAUGAAAUUCAACGCUUCGCUAAUAUUGCAUCUGUGGGGAUGAUACGAUGCAACCUAAAGGAAAUCACACUUGUUGGCUAUACAUUUAAGAAGGGUACAAUGAUUCUGCCAAAUAUUUAUUCUGUGCUGCAUGAGACCAAGCACUGGGAGACCCCUUAUCAAUUUAACCCCUACAACUUCUUGGAUGAAGAUGGACGUUUCAUAACUAAAGAGGCCUUCUUACCCUUUGCUGCAGGACAUCGAGUCUGCUUGGGGGAACAGGUAGCGCGGUUUGAAAUAUUUAUCUUCUUUGCCACUCUCAUGAAGGCGUUCAGCUUUCAUUUGCCAGAAGGAGUGACUGAUGUCAAUACAAAAUAUAAAUCAUCUAUAACACUGCAGCCCCAUCCAUAUAAAAUCUGUGCUGUACCACGUUAAUUUUUUCCUCUAUUCUUACCUGGCUUUGGCUAGCUUGGAUUUUCAGUUUCAGCAGUAAGUGAGCAAAUCCAUCACAUCAGCUAUAUCAGACUACCUUUUAUUAUUUCUAAACCUUGUCAUCCUGAACUUGUUUAUCUUCACUUUGGUUACAUGCAAUUGACGAGAUGUUUUGCUCAUCAAA